UAUGCAUUCCUCUGAAGUCGACUGAAACCUGACAGGCGUUCAGACCAUGCAAACAAUCCGUCAUAUGACUGGUACCCAUACGAAAACACUGCAAGGCGGGGGAAAUAAUAAUCAUUGUCCGUGGUGGUGCUGCUGUUUCGAGGGAGAGGGAACCGCAUCUCUUCCGAUGUCUUCAGGCUGCCCAGAUCGUUUGUUUAUCUGCGGCUCCCGGUUUAUUCGUGUCAUCACCGGCCCUUCUCGGUACAUAGAAUGAAAGAAUGGCCAAGCGGCGAGAUGCGGACAAGGAGAGCGGAGAACUGAUCGGCCCUGCUGCGGGGGUCCAGCGAGAUGCGACGCCGUAUCCCGGGAUGGCAAAAAUGGACGGAAUGGAGGAAAGAGGGGGAGGUGAACUGUCUUUAGAGGAGAUUUUAAUGCUCUACAGCCAACCGAUAAACGAAGAGCAGGCUUGGGCAGUGUGUUACCAAUGCUGCAUAAACCUGGCUCAGGCACGUAGGAGGAAUUCUGGCCCAGCUGCCGGUGCAUCAGUGGUGGAUACUGCGAAGAGGAUUGAGGGACCACAGGAUGUGAGGAUUCAGAAAGACGGAGCUGUCAAAUUACAAUAUGAAGGCUGUGAUGGUAAAUCCAUCCCAGCCACAUCAACAGAGGUGAUUGAGUCUCUGGGCAUCAUGAUCUACAAGGCGUUGGACUACGGACUGAAGGAGAGCGAGGAGCGGGAGCUGAGCCCACCCCUGGAGCAGCUCAUAGACCUCAUGACCAACAUGGGCGAGGCCGAGAGAGACGCCUGCCCUGACGAAGGUUACGAGGCCACCGAGGAAGAGGAGGAGGCCGAAGACGAUCCCAUCAACAUCUGUAAUGUCCGUGGCUACAGGGACAUCCUGAAGAUGUGUGUGUCUCACCUCCCCAGCCCUGGCGACGCCCCCUGCCACUACCAGGCUGUGUGCCGUGCUCUCUACGCUGAGACCAGGGAGCUACGCUCCUUCCUGGAGAAGAUCAAGAGUGCCAAAGAGAAUCUUCGGAAGAUGGGUGGCGAGCCGUCUGGGGAUCCCAGCAGAGACCUAAAUGAGCUCCAGAAUGCAGACUGGGCUAAGUUCUGGAUGCAGGUGAUGGGAGACCUGCGGAACGGGGUGAAGCUGAAGAAGGUCCAGGAGCGCCAGUACAACCCUCUGGCCAUCGAGUUCCAGCUCACGCCCUACGAGAUGCUCAUGGAUGACAUCCGCUCCAAACGCUACAAACUACGCAAGGUCAUGGUAAACAACGACAUCCCACCAAGGUUGAAGAAGAGCGCCCAUGAGGUCAUCCUAGACUUCAUCCGGUCCAGACCUCCUCUCAACCCUGCAGCAGCCAGGAAGCUGAAGCCCCAGCCCCAGGUUCCUCCCACCCUGCACGAGAUGAUCCUGGAUGAGAUUAAAUCUGAGAGGAAACUGAGACCUGUCUCUCCUGAUGUGAUCCGCAGGAGCAGGCUGGUAAUUCGGCCUCUUAGCAUGUCUCAAAGUUUUGACUUGUCAGGUGGAGGCAUAUACUACAGCACUCCACAGUUGAUCCUUACACGUCAAGAUGUGUCCAGCCCUGAUGGCCGCAGGAAGACUUCCAGCACCAUGACCCUCAGCAGUCUGUCCAAUGGGGGGCCAGGGACACCAGGGGGUGGAGCCCAGGCACUAUGUCAGAGGAAGAGGCUGAAAGCGCCUACCCUGUCAGAACUGGACAGCUCCGACUCUGACGAUGACAUUACCAUUGGGGGUCGAAGGUCAGCCAGUAGCUCCAGUGUCUCUACAUCGGUGGUAGAUGACACAUCUCCAGAGUCUGUACUGGGCAGGAAGACUCCACCCAUGUUCCUGCCUAUCUCCUCCACCCCCCAGCCUGAGAGACGGCAUGCCCCCCAGAGGAGACACUCCAUUGAGAAGGAAACGCCCACCAAUGUACGGCAGUUCAUACCCCCAUCCAGACAGAGCUCCAAGUCUCUGGUUGGGAGGAUAGCCCACCAUUUGUUCCCCUGGACCCCCCUCCUCCUCCACUCCCCUCCUUCCACCCUCCACCCCUUACGGAGCUCCUACCCUGUCGAGGUGUUUGUCUUGAACAUGGUGUGGUCUGCCCUGUCUGCUCUGUACAGGGGAAGAAAGCCUGUCAAGGAGGAGUUCUGUUUCCCGGUAGAGUGCUUGUCCCUGACGGUGGAAGAGGUAAUGCACAUCAGACAGGUGCUGGUCAAAGCAGACCUGGAGAAGUUCCAACAAUACAAGGAUGUGUACAACGCUAUGAAGAAGGGAAAGCUUUGCUUCUGUUGCCGAUCCAAAAGGUUUUCCUUGUUCACCUGGUCCUACACCUGCCAGUUCUGCAAAAGGCCUGUGUGUUCACAGUGCUGUCAAAAAAUGAGGCUGCCCUCCAAGCCCUAUGCCAACCUGCCCAUAUAUUCCCUGGGAUCUACCACCACUCUAUCGAGGGACCGGGUAGCAGCCCUGGGGAAAGCUGCCAGUAUAGCUGGUCCAUCAGCCACCCCAACAGCAGCAGCAAUUUCAGCAGGAAAAGGAAAAGCAACAGUUAAAGCAGCAGCCUCAGCAGCAGCAGCAGGACCAAGCAGAGCAGCAGCAGCCUCAGCAGCAGCAGCAGGACCAAGCAGAGCAGCAGCAGCCUCAGCAGCAGCAGCAGGACCAAGCAGAGCAGCAGCAGCCUCAGCAGCAGCAGCAGGACCAAGCAGAGCAGCAGCAGCCUCAGCAGCAGCAGCAGGACCAAGCAGAAAAGCAGCAGCCCCCAAGCCUGAGAAACCCUCUACCAGCCACCACCGCCUCAGCCUUCAGAAGACCAUGUCCAAGUUGUCUAAGCACGGUAGUCUGGAGAAGUCCCAGUCCCGUGACGAGGUGGAGCUCCCAGCGGAGCUGACGGAGGACUGGAGCACCAUGGAAGUGUGCGUGGACUGCAAGAAGUUCAUCCACGACAUCAUCUCCUCCAGCAAGCACAGCCUCUCCCUGGCCACCAAGCGGGCGCGCUUAAAACGCAAGACCCAGUCCUUCUACAUGUCGUCCCCCAAGGGAGCUGAUUACCGACCCUCGGAAAGAACAAUCAACGAGAUCUAGACUCUCCCCUCGUCCUUGUCUACCUUUUCCACUGUCUUCUAGCUACUUCCAGAACUUAUGGCACAAUACAGAACUCUGACUGACUGGGUUUUGAUCUGGAUGACCGUGCUGCGAUCCGGCCUAUACCAGUAGACGUGUCUAGUUUAGUCUGUCUGUCGAUGCUGUCAGAGCAGGCUGUGGACCUUUACUUUUCCUUAGAGGAAUGUGGACUGUGUAGUCAGUGCUUGUUGCUAUGUUCUCUGAUUGUCGCAUACAGUACCAGUACUUUCAGACAAAAGGAUACUAGUCCAUUUUUAUACAAUAUUUUGUUCAGUAAUGUAAAUGUUCCCAUAAUGUUCUGCCAUAGAGAGGUGGUUAAGGACACUGAAUGAUCAAAUGUAAAGUAUGAGGUAGUGUAAAGAUUCAAAGUGGUAUGGCCUCAGUCACCCCCUAUACUGGCACAAUUGGUGGAAUGUGGUUGGAGCUACUCGCCCACAGAAAAAUCAAUUAGCACAAGGCAAAAUGACGCUCCAUAUUUGAAUUCCUCAGGCUGUAGAAUUCUACUAUAAGAGAGUAGGUGUGAUGCUGACAACACAAGUCCCAUACUGAGAGCUGUGAACAACUUGAAGUGGAGACAAUAUGAGACAAAAGCAACAAACGAUUGGAUGAUGACUUAAAAAUAUAUGGAACUGUAGAUGUUUUUUUUUUACAAGUUAUAAUUUUCUAUGGUAUGGUAUACAUGUGUACAUAUGGUUCGGCUUAGAGUCAGGUGGUUUGUGAUGAAAAGUUGCCUCCCCCUUUUUACUCUUCUUGACAUGUUCAGGUUGUUUUUAGCUGACGGUACAAUAAUGAGUUAUGGUCAUUGAUGUUCUCUGGGUUCUGAGUGGUCUUGAUGAAGCAUCAUUUUUACCAUAAAGAAUAACAGGUAAACAAACAGCGUGUCACUUUGCUCAAAGUUGGAUCAUACCCAUGAAGGUAGCCCAAACCUCUCACCUGUCUCUCCGUAGGCGUAGAGUCUACAGGAAUGUCAGGUGUCAGCUUUAGUGCCAAAAGGAUUCCCUUCUGUCUAAACCAUAAUAUAAAACCCAAAUAAGUAUUUUUUUCUGAUGUAAAUAUUCAUUGACCUUGCUAUAGAUAGCCAUCGCAGCCCCCGAUUAGAGCAUGCUUCUCCAAAAGACGUCAGACUACUGAAUAUACUAACCAUAGAAAUAGAAUGGUUAGUAUGUUGCCAACUACCAUUGUUGCAUAUUAUUAUGGGGUAUUAGAAUCCCAUUGUUUUAACCUUUGUCAUCUUCAACUUAGACCCAUGCCAGGAAGUAAAAGCAGGAUGUGUACCCUUCAUUCUGUGCUGUGAUGUUUUGUUGAGUCAACUCAACUGACAUUUCAAAAAAUAUGUUGCAUUGCAUGAGCCACAUCAGUUAACAUCAUUUGAAUGAACAGUCUUCAUUACCAUGGUAAUCCAGCAUCAGUUGAUAAAACAUUCCAAAUAACCAUGGAAAUUAUUGCAUUGCAAUACUAUGGAGCCAUUGUGAAAGUACAUAUGAGUUUACUCGUCAAAUUUCCAGGGUUAGAGCUUCCAACCCUGUUCUAUUCAUUCUAUUUCUAUUAACGGUUAUGACAUGAUGAAGGAACAAUAUUAACACAGUAUCUGUCACUGGUAGUUGAACACACGUGAUAUCAUUGAGCAGGUACAGUAAUUGUGCUAGAUAAUCAUAACAAAAGCAGACACAAACAGUAGGAAUCACUUUUUGUCAAUAUUUUAUAUAGCCUGUGCCCCCAACAAUCAUCUAGUCUGUUACAGUAACAAGUAUGCGCCCCCAGAAAUAUAUUCAUAUUUUGGGAAAGAAAUCUAUACCUGUUAUGUUGAUUUUAGUUAUUGAUGUAAGUUUGACAUGGCUUUUUCUUUGGUUUUGAAUGGAAUAUUUCAUAUUGUGCAGAUAAACACCCAUAUUCAAUAACAGUACAUGAAAUGAUCUCAAAUUGUCUUUCUUUGCUUUACAAUAGUUAUGGUAUGAUUUAACAUUCUUAAAACCACCCUCUGUUUUAUUGUAUAGGCAGCAAAGUAUGGUAUUACACGCUACUCUCAUGUUCAACUCAAAGCCUCAAAAUAAUGCAUUCAUGAAUUUGUAUAUCAGUUGUGUGUGACUGUGGUGUGUCUUAACCAUACAGUUUGUCUCUAAACCAGAAGCAGAAGCAUAUUUCAGGAGCCAGGAAUCAGGAUGUAUGUAUAUUAAAAUGUCUAUUACAAAUCAA
Salvelinus fontinalis (brook trout) is the source of this 5297-nucleotide messenger RNA. Its product is annotated as protein spire homolog 1-like. The transcript is spliced from 18 exons. The record is from RefSeq and is a predicted model, not a curated record. Gene Ontology annotation, molecular function: actin binding. Gene Ontology annotation, cellular component: cell cortex; cytoplasmic vesicle membrane. NCBI's taxonomy places the organism in Eukaryota, Metazoa, Chordata, Actinopteri, Salmoniformes, Salmonidae. Gene Ontology annotation, biological process: establishment of meiotic spindle localization; actin nucleation; intracellular transport. Bases 258 to 3065 code for a protein of 935 amino acids.